Aplysia californica (California sea hare) is the source of this 1192-nucleotide messenger RNA. RefSeq lists its product as uncharacterized. Gene Ontology annotation, biological process: double-strand break repair via nonhomologous end joining. The transcript is spliced from 2 exons. NCBI's taxonomy places the organism in Eukaryota, Metazoa, Mollusca, Gastropoda, Aplysiida, Aplysiidae. Gene Ontology annotation, cellular component: nonhomologous end joining complex; nucleus; site of double-strand break. The record is from RefSeq and is a predicted model, not a curated record. Gene Ontology annotation, molecular function: molecular adaptor activity. The coding region runs from base 206 to 826 and encodes 206 amino acids.
GAAAACGUUGAAUAUAAAAAAAAUUCCUCAACUCAUCAUGUGUAUGAACAAAACAAACAACGUAGGCCAAGUUAGUACUGGUUUCUAGUUUAUUUGGUGUCUCUUUUUGCCAUUUGCACACAGACUAGUCUACUUUCCCCCCACCCCCUCACUCACUGAUUGUUCCCGAUCUCUUGUUUUGAAAAAAUCUGUUGACACUUUUGCCAUGGCUGAUUUUGCAACAAUAUUAGCGGACGCAAAGGUUGACAAUUUACAUAAAGUUGUGCAAAAUGGUAGACAGAAAUAUUUGUGUUUUACGUCCACAACGCAAGAAUCAAAGGCUUGGCUUCUCGAGGUUUCUGAUGGUAUAGAUAUCUGGUUGCUCGAGCUUGAUCAGGAUGAUCUUGAGACACAGAAAGACCUGAAUAAUACAGCAACAACUGAUGCUUUUCUGACUAGAAUAAGAAAUGGCUUCACUUCUGGGGACAUCAGCGUAGCACGUGUGGGAACAAAGCUCACUUUGACUGUCGGAAAAGGAGGAUCAACAAUUUCCCUCGACCUGUUUGAGGCCAGAGCUGCGGAGAAGAAAAACGAGUUCCAGUCUAUUUUGUUUCGCCUUGCAGAAAGCUGUUCUCACUUGGAAACCCAGCUGACAGCUGCCAAUCAACAAGUGGACGCUCUCAAGGCUCAGAAAGCGUCAGGCCGAGGGAUAGAUGCACUAAUGGACCUCAGCCCCAAGAAAGGAGCAGGCCAAAACAAAACUAAACAGAACAAGGCUGGGAUGAGUGUUAUAAACCCCAGCAGUCGGAAGAGAAAAGCGGCUACGGGUGUUGUUUUUGGGGACUAAAUAGAUUUUAACAAAACUCCAUUUUGUAGAUUUAGAACUUUGGGAUUAAAAGGUGACAGUAGAAUUAAAUUACAUCAGGUUGAUCAUUAGCCUUUCCUUUUUGGUUUCUAGUGCAGUGGAGAUUACUGAAUCUGAAAGCAGUUUUUAAAUCAAUACAUCUGAAAGUAAUGGUAGUCCGAAAGGGAACAGAAUCCUUUUUUUGGGUAUUUUUUUCCUUCUUUGUUUGUGUAAGAAAUCUACAGCUUAAGCAAAAAGCUCCUAUUUGUGUAUGUAAAAUAUUUUGAGGUGUAUGUUGUCUAAUUAGUAAUUUGUCACUAGCAACUACUCAAAUAACACAGUUAAUCAAGUUUUUCUUGCUCCAAUAUA